AUGGUCCGACCGUCGUUUAAGAAUGUCUCCACUGGUAUCGCCCCGGUGCAAUCCCUGCCGCCAACCGACCGAAAGCUCUUCUUGCGAAGCACCAGUCAAGAGUCUUUCGCCGGCCAGCGGCAUCCUGCCCCGCGGAGCUGCUUGAAAUACAGUAGUCAGGGCCUGGGUCAGAUCCUUUACGUUGGCCAGAAGCGUACAAUACAUGCUGGAGUCCCACAAAAAGUCGCCGAGCUGGCUCAGCGAAGUAUGUGCGAGUACACCUCCAACUUCCGCGAGGCUCCUCUUCUUGGCGCCAGCGUUAACCGCCAGUUGGCCGAGUCCUUCCGUGACGCAAAUAGGUCCUCGCAGAAGCCGGCACCCAUUCCGAGCGUCAAGAGCUCAUAUGCCGAGGCCCAUUCUGUCGCGGAAGCCUGCGGCUGA
Symbiodinium natans is the source of this 420-nucleotide messenger RNA. The record is from the annotation of a GenBank genome assembly. Lineage: Eukaryota; Dinophyceae; Suessiales; Symbiodiniaceae.